Messenger RNA from Tarenaya hassleriana, 2789 nucleotides. RefSeq names its product protein CHROMATIN REMODELING 19. Gene Ontology annotation, cellular component: nucleus. Gene Ontology annotation, molecular function: ATP-dependent chromatin remodeler activity; ATP binding; DNA binding. NCBI's taxonomy places the organism in Eukaryota, Viridiplantae, Streptophyta, Magnoliopsida, Brassicales, Cleomaceae. Bases 173 to 2461 code for a protein of 762 amino acids. The record is from RefSeq and is a predicted model, not a curated record. The transcript has 12 exons.
CUAUUACAACACGUAGUCAGUCUCUCUCUCGCUCUUCUUGACUUCUCCUUUCCCUUCCGCGAAAUGUGGAGUAGAAAUGGCAUAUCUUCUCCUCGAUUGAUACAGGCACUGUUUCUCUAGGGUUUUCUUUGAUCUCCCGCGUGAUCGCUGUCUCUGCCUCUGCUUCCUCUGCAUGCGCGAUUCUUGGGCGAUGAAGCGCGAUUUCGACGAAAUCUCGGAGAACGAGUGGUCCCGGUACUCCUUCAACCCGUCACGAGUGCUCAAGCGGCCGCGGACGCCGAACAGGACGCGGCCAGCGAAUCCGCCUCCUCCGAUUGAAUCUUUCUCGUUUAAGAGAUCGGCGGUGGAAGAGGAGAACAGCAGCGGCGAUUGCGUUGAAGUGCAGAACUUGGGAGACUCGGAUUCGGAGGUGAAAAAUGCAAAGAGAGAGGAUUUUUUGUUGGAGGACGAGGAGGAAGAGGAGUUAGAGGUGGUGACCAGAGCUGGUCGCGCCGCUCGGCGGUUUGUUGUGGAAGACGAGGAGUUGAGCGAUGACGGUUUCGAUAACGAGAUUGAGCUCAAUUCCAGCGAGGACGAAGGGGAAGGAGGAGAUAAAGAUGAAGAAGGCGAAGAUGACGUUGUGGGGAAGGCACUUCAGAAGUGCGCCAAAAUCUCGGCGGAUCUUCGGAAGGAGCUCUAUGGUAGUUCUUCAGGGACUACAACUUGUGAAAGGUACUCUGAAGUGGAAUCUUCUACGGUGCGGAUUGUCACGCAGACUGAUAUUGAUAAAGCCUGCGGGAGUGAGGACUCUGAUUUUCAGCCUGUACUCAAGCCAUACCAGUUGGUUGGUGUUAAUUUUCUUCUUCUUUUGUACAAGAAGGGUAUUGGGGGAGCAAUUCUGGCCGAUGAGAUGGGUCUUGGGAAGACCAUUCAGGCGAUUACCUAUCUGACCCUUCUAAAGCAUUUGAAUGAUGACCCUGGCCCCCAUUUGAUUGUAUGUCCUGCUUCUGUCUUGGAAAACUGGGAGAGAGAACUCAAAAAAUGGUGUCCGGCGUUUUCUGUGCUCCAGUAUCAUGGGGCCGCUCGAGCAGCCUAUUCUAGGGAAUUAAGUGCUUUAUCAAAGGCUGGAAAGCCGCCACCAUUUAACGUUCUUCUUGUGUGUUAUUCACUAUUUGAACGUCAUAGCGAGCAGCAGAAAGAUGACAGGAAAAUACUGAAACGCUGGGGCUGGAGUUGUGUAUUAAUGGAUGAAGCCCAUGCUUUGAAGGAUAAGAACAGUUAUAGGUGGAAAAACUUGAUGUCUGUGGCCAGAAAAGCAAACCAACGACUGAUGCUGACAGGAACGCCUCUACAAAAUGAUUUGCAUGAAUUAUGGUCACUGUUGGAGUUCAUGUUACCUGAUAUCUUUUCGACCGAGGAUAUCGACUUGAAGAAGCUGUUGAAUGCAGAAGAUACCGAGUUAAUUACUCGCAUGAAAUCUAUCCUAGGUCCCUUCAUCUUGAGGCGUUUAAAGUCCGAUGUCAUGCAGCAACUUGUUCCCAAGAUACAACGGGUUGAGUAUGUAGCUAUGAAUAAGCAGCAGGAAGAUGCAUAUAAAGAGGCAAUAGAAGAAUACCGUGCUGCUUCUCAAUCACGACUUUCUAAGCUUUCUUCGAAACACUUGAAUUCCAUCGCAAAGGCCCUCCCAAAGCGUCAGAUUUCAAAUUAUUUUACUCAAUUUAGGAAGAUUGCAAAUCAUCCAUUGUUAAUUAGGCGAAUAUACAGUGAUGAGGAUGUAGUUCGCAUAGCCAAGAAGUUACAUCCGAUUGGAGCAUUUGGAUUUGAGUGUUCCUUGGAAAGAGUAAUCGACGAAAUGAAGAGCUACAAUGAUUUCAGUAUCCACCGGCUCUUGUUCCAAUUUGGUAUUACCGAUUCAAAAGGAACUCUAUCAGAGGAACAUGUUAUGCUCUCAGCAAAAUGCCGGGCAUUGGCCGAAAUACUAACGUCGCUGAAGAAAGACGGCCAUCGUGCUCUGAUAUUUAGCCAGUGGACGUCAAUGCUCGAUAUUCUAGAGUGGACUCUGGAUGUUAUUGGCAUCACAUACCGGAGGCUAGAUGGAAGUACCCAAGUCACAGAAAGACAAACCAUAGUGGACACUUUCAACAACGACACAACCAUAUUUGCGUGUCUGCUGUCUACAAGAGCUGGAGGACAGGGUCUGAACUUGACAGGAGCUGACACCGUCAUCAUUCACGACAUGGAUUUCAACCCGCAAAUCGAUCGACAAGCCGAAGAUAGAUGCCAUCGCAUUGGGCAGACAAAACCCGUCACCAUCUACAGGCUGGUGACGAAGGGAACGGUGGACGAGAACAUAUACGAGAUAGCGAAGCGGAAACUGGUCCUUGAUGCGGCGGUUCUGGAGUCUGGCGUGGACGUGGAUAACGACGGGGACACUCCUGAGAAAACUAUGGGCGAAAUUCUUUCUUCCCUUCUUAUGGGGUAAAAAAGAAUGUAAUAUUCGUUAGUUGGGAGGUAAGUAAAAAUUCUGCAGUAAGUUUUUUUUUGGGUGGUCAUGUAUCAUUAAGCAGCUCUAGGGGGGGAAACCAAACAAGAAGAGGAGAAUGUUAGAUUCAUGAAGGGUGGGGACAUAACCAAAUGAAACCGAAGCAAAUUAAUGCCUAACUAAGAUUAUACGUCUCAAAGUAUCUGUUUUGGUCUGAUCAGAAAUCCAAAUGUCAUGGACGCAUUGUAUAUUUGUACAUUAAUUACCCUUUUGAACCGUUGUCAAAGAUGAUUAUGCACCGUGUAACCAAUAAAAACAGAAUUAUUUA